GAAUUUGUACACGCACGAGUACAAUGCAGAAAGUUUGUUCUAUACAAUGCCUUGUGUUCCUCAUUCUACAAAAUGUACUUUGUGGUCUCUCUGUUUGGGUUGUUAAUAAUACAGUAACUGAUGUUUCCUCUUUAAAUUCCACCCCGAGGAAGGAGUCCGGAAUUCUGCGAGACAUAUUAAAUCAGGAGAGUGUGGUGAGAUUCUCCAUGGUCCAGAAAAUGCAAGAGUUCACAAUGGACGUCAUAGAAAUGAAGAAAAAUAACGAUGUUUUGAUGAGGAAACUUGAAGUUUUGACAGAGGAACAAAUUACCUCAAAGGAGAAAAUGUCUAAAUUAAGAAAAGAAAAUGAAAAUAUGAAAUAUCAGAUAAGAACCCUACAGAAUGAUGUGAAUAUCAUGAACGUUACCUUAGAGAAAGUGAGUAUUAUUUGUGGGACUUACGGGAAAGAAAUAAAUGAACUACGUCGAAUAUGUGAGAACCAGCAUAAAAACGUUACAGAUGUCAGAGAAAAUAUGGCCGAAAAGCAAGAGGUGGAUCAACAAAGAGCAGCGUUGAAGAUGAUGGAAGGAGAACUCAAAAAUUUGUCCCUGACAGCAAACUCAACAAUACAGGGCUUUGUGAGAGACAUAAACGGAUCCAUUCACGAAAAAGUGGCGACGAACAGCAAAAAUAUUUUAGAGCAGCGUUCCGAACUUGAUGCUAUCCACUCUGACCUAUCAAUAGUUCUAAGACAACUGAAGAAUCGUGACGGAUAUAAAGUAAAAAGUAAUUUUUUGGAUCAAAAUGGAACUAAUAUAGGUAAAGGUGAUCCCAGUCUUGAAUCUCUCAAGGAAACGGGCAACAUACGGGAUGUCAGCGCCAUUAAAGAUGGUGUUCGAUUGGUUAACGGAGAAUCUUGGAUGGAGGGCCGUGUUGAAAUCUAUGAGGAUGGAGACUGGGGCACGAUAUGUGAUGAAAACUGGGACACCAGAGACGCUAGUGUUGUUUGUAAAACAAUAGGAUUCUCUUAUGGUACUCCGGUUGUAUAUCGACGUGGUGUGAAACCUAUUGUAAUGGGCAAUGUUUCUUGUGAUGGCUCGGAGUUGAACAUCCGAAGUUGUCCACAUAGCUCAGCACAAAAAUGUAAAAGCAGGAACGUAGCAGGAGUGGCUUGUACAAACC
This is a messenger RNA of Saccostrea cuccullata (small rock oyster), 1161 nucleotides long. Its product is annotated as macrophage scavenger receptor types I and II-like. Lineage: Eukaryota; Metazoa; Mollusca; Bivalvia; Ostreida; Ostreidae. Gene Ontology annotation, cellular component: membrane. The annotation marks the transcript as partial. The transcript is spliced from 4 exons. The record is from RefSeq and is a predicted model, not a curated record.